UGCGAGACUUCUUGUGACUUUUGGGGGCCUGAUGUGGUCAGUUGUGCCUUGGAAGUGGUGGAGGUCUUACGUGGUGAAGCGCCAUCUGGUGGCGGUACUUAACGUCCGAGCAUCUUCGAGGAGCAUUCGACAGUUCCAAUAGGUGUUUAGGUUUUCGUAAGCAGUAAAGAUAAACGGAAUGUGUUACGUCAAUUCGGGAGGUCUUUGUCGCGAAUAAUUUUUUGAGGAUAUAAAGCGCGGGGGACAGCCUCCGGGAAGCGAGUCAUCCUAUCCACAAUUGUCAACAAAUACUCAUUGCCCCCGCGCGUCCGCGGGAGAGGACCCACAACGUCGAUCACCACCUCUCUAAAAGGCUCUCCAACUGAAGAUUGCGAUCGUCGACAAGAUGAAAUAACCAUCUAUACUCAGGUUCGACAUAAGGCGAGACGGAUUUGUUUUCAAACUACGUUUGCGCAGACCAAGAGAGCCCCACACAAUAUGACGUCUUGGUUCCAAAUCUUUGCCGUCCUUUUGGGGAUAGUUUCUCAGACCAAUGGAUACAACAGCGAAGACAAACUCAGGCACGACUUAUUCGCGACGUAUGACAAAUUCUCGCGCCCUUCUCAAACCACAGCCGUCAACAUUAGGAUUUCGAUCAAGCAUUUUGAAAUGGACGAAAGGAGUCACUCGUUGAUGGUCGAUGCGUGGAUGUCAAAUGAAUGGCGGGACACUAGACUCAGUUGGAAUCCUAAUGGUUACGAAGCCAUCCCCAGCAUCACGGUGCCCCACGACAUGCUGUGGGAACCGGAUAUUGCUGUAUAUAACAGCGCCGACGUCGGGGGGAACUUAGCCUACGGCAACGUGCUCGCACUCCUCAACUCCCGCGGGAUGAUCGUGUUCGUGGCCCCUGCGAAGCUGCACUUCACGUGCGUGAUGGACCUCACCGGUUGGCCGCACGACACCCCCAAUUGCACGUGCGUCAUCGGCUCCUGGAUGCACGACGGGCACGCCAUUAAUCUGAGGUUACCGGAUGACAAGCCCGAGCUCAGUCUACCAGCGCGCUUCACCGAAGACGGCCGGAACAUUUCCAGAGGCUCCUGGAAACUCGUCGAUUCUAGCAUCGUCCGAAAAGUCAAGAAUUACACGUGCUGCAAGGAACCUUACAUCACAAUUCACAUGGUCGAUGCUGGUUACGCGGAUGCUCCAGCUUACGAGUGGACUGUGAAGGGGCCUGCUAUAGGUAGGCCUAUGCCUGAGCAUCUGUUAGACUUAGUGGAGUGA
Molecule: messenger RNA, 1260 nt
Organism: Macrobrachium nipponense
Lineage: Eukaryota; Metazoa; Arthropoda; Malacostraca; Decapoda; Palaemonidae
Product: neuronal acetylcholine receptor subunit alpha-6-like
Exons: 8
Coding region: 478-1260 (260 amino acids)
Biological process (GO): regulation of membrane potential; monoatomic ion transmembrane transport; nervous system process
Cellular component (GO): synapse; plasma membrane; neuron projection
Molecular function (GO): excitatory extracellular ligand-gated monoatomic ion channel activity; transmembrane signaling receptor activity; transmitter-gated monoatomic ion channel activity involved in regulation of postsynaptic membrane potential
Source: RefSeq, a predicted model, not a curated record